Messenger RNA from Staurois parvus, 354 nucleotides. NCBI's taxonomy places the organism in Eukaryota, Metazoa, Chordata, Amphibia, Anura, Ranidae. The record is from the annotation of a GenBank genome assembly.
GAGCAGGGGCAGACUGACCAUUUGGAAACUCGGGCACUGCCCGAGGGCCCAGGGUCAGUAGGGGGCCCCAUGAGAUGCCCUGGUACCUUUUUCAUAGGCUUUUUUGAGUUUGGGCAAGGACACAGGAGCCCCAUGAUCCCCUAUUGCCCGGGGGCCCCAUGAGUUGUCAGUCCGCCCCUGAGUUCCUACAUACUAUUUCUCCUUCCAUUCUCGAUAGGUGUUGGAGAUGUGACUCGGCGGGCCCGGGGUCAGUAGGGGGCCCCAUGAGAUGCCCCUGGUACCUUUUUCAUAGGCUUUUUUGAGUUUGGGCAAGGACACAGGGGCCCCAUGAUCCCUAUUGCCCAGGGGCCCCAU